CAUCAACAUCAUCUUCUGUCUUUAACCAAAAAAAAAAACCCAUCAUCUUCUGAUAAAACAAUGGGGGAAGAGAGUGGAAAUGGAGGAGGAGGGGGAGGUGGUCACGUGCUGGUAUUUCCGUACCCGAUACAAGGCCAUAUCAACCCAAUGAUCCAGCUCUCUAAACGGCUCUCCGCAAAGGGGCUGGCCGUCACUCUCGUCGUCGCCUCCAACGAGCAGUCCGACCCGUACGUGGCCGAGUAUUCCAUCUCCUUACGCACCAUCUUCAACGGCUUCGACCAACACGACCACCCUCUCGUCAUGCUCCGACGCACCCACCGUUUCAACGACUGCACCUCUCGCAGCCUCUCGCAGUUCAUCCAAAGUGAAAUGUUAUCGGAGCGACCCCCGAAAGCUGUGAUAUACGAUCCGUUCAUGCCGUGGGCACUAGACGUGGCCAAGGACCUGGGCCUUCGUGCGGUGGCUUACUUCACUCAACCGUGGUCGGUCAACCUCAUAUAUCAUCACAUCAACGAAGGCACAUACCACGUCCCGACAUCCAGACACGACCAUCCCACGUUGUCGUCGUUCCCGGCAUUACCGCUGUUGAGUCAGAAGGAUUUGCCGUCGUUUGCUUGCGAGUCGGGAUCGUACCCUCAUCUCUUCGACCUUGUCGUUAGCCAGUUCUCGAAUUUCCGUCGAGCCGAUUGCAUUCUCUGCAACACAUUUGAUCAACUCGAAGAUAAGGUAAUGAAAUGGAUGGGAAAGGAAUGGCCAGUGAAGAACAUAGGACCGGUGGUGCCGUCGAAGUUCUUGGACAACCGUUUACCGGAAGACAAAGACUACGGUCUCGGUCACUUCAGGCCGAAGCCUGGCGGCGACGCGAUCAAGUGGCUGCAGACCAAACCGUCUAAGUCGGUGGUUUAUGUCUCGUACGGAACGUUGGCCGCUUUGGACGAGAAGCAGAUGAAGGAGAUCGCUUUCGGGAUGAGAGAGAGUGGAUUUUCCUUCUUAUGGUCUCUGAGAGACUCCGAGCGAAACAAACUGCCUCAUGGUUUCUUGGAAGAGGUAUCGAAAAACGACUUGGGAUUGGUGGUGAACUGGACAAGCCAGCUAGAAGUGCUGGCGCAAGGCUCAGUCGGAUGCUUUGUAACGCACUGUGGAUGGAACUCGACUCUCGAGGCAUUGUGUAUGGGGAUACCGUUGGUAGGGAUGCCGCAGUGGACGGAUCAGCCGACCAACGCAAAGUUCAUAGAGGAUGUGUGGAAGGUCGGGGUGAGGGUGAAGGCCGAGAAGGACGGACUCGUGAAGAAGGAAGAGAUCUCGAGAUGCGUUAGGGAAGUGAUGGAGGGAGAGACGGGGAAAGAGAUGAGGAAGAAUGCAGAGAAAUGGAAGGUGUUGGCCUGUGAAGCUGUCAGUGAAGGAGGGAGUUCCGACCGGAACUUGGAUGAGUUCGUUGCUAUGUUUGGUUGAGGAUUUACAUUAAAUCUUACGUAAUAUAUGUAAUAAAUGUCAUUGUUGAAAGAAAAAAAUUAUUCAAAUAAUAAA
Messenger RNA from Tarenaya hassleriana, 1527 nucleotides. RefSeq names its product UDP-glycosyltransferase 74C1. The transcript has 4 exons. The record is from RefSeq and is a predicted model, not a curated record. Bases 61 to 1452 code for a protein of 463 amino acids. Gene Ontology annotation, molecular function: UDP-glycosyltransferase activity. NCBI's taxonomy places the organism in Eukaryota, Viridiplantae, Streptophyta, Magnoliopsida, Brassicales, Cleomaceae.